AUGGCACAUGAUUUCUCUGCAAGUGUGUCACCGAUCGCAUCGUCCAGAACCGGGGCGCCUAGCAGUGUUAAAGUGGAGCUGGACAUCACACGGAGUUGUGGAUGGUGCGAGACAAACGGCGUAGACAAUCUCAACCUGAAUAACGUGUUACAAACACUGAAUUGUGCCGAAAAAUACGAAUUAGCAUGGCUGGUUGGCACGUGUAUUAGCUUUAUCCUCGGUGCGAUCGACACAGGCAACUGCGUGGAAAUUCUUGAGAAGGCCAUUCGUUAUCUACCCUCAUCCCCGAUGAUCAUGGAGGAAUGUUUGUGUUUGAUUGAUGAAUCAGCGGAAGUUGUCUGGCAGUCAGAUCAUUUCUUAGCCAUUGGACAAGAGGCCUUACAGGUUAUUCUUCAGCGAGAGACGUUAACGGCUGAUGAGCACACCAUCUAUUCGUCGGUUGAAAAGUGGGCUACGAGCGCUUGCAGUCAGAGUUAUAUGGAACCUUCUGCAGUAAAUCGGCGUGAAAAGCUGGGUCCGGCACUAUAUCAUGUUCGAUUCCCGCUUUUAACAAAUGAACAGCUGAUGGAUGGCCCUGCUAAGACGGGUUUGUUGGUGCGUUCGGAGCUGUGUGACAUCUUCAGCUACAAGCACUCCACAGACAAGCCAUGUAUUCCGUUCCGUACAAUACCCCGACAAGGACGUAUUAUUUACUUUUCGGUUCCCGAUGUAAGGGUGCUGCAGGAUACCACUACGUUCAGCGAUCCCGUUACCGUCAGAAAGCUGCUUUGGAAGAUCGGGGUUGCCAAAAGAACUCGCUGUGAGUCUGCUAAUAUGGGCUUCUUCCUGCACUGUUUUGGCUAUCCGAAAUCGGCUUCCUGGAAGUGUCAAGUUAAUGCACAGUUUUGCUUACUGCCAUGGAAAACAGGAAUUGCACCAAUUAAAAAAGAUAUUUUCCAUCCAUAUGACCAGAAAAGUGACAGCUGGGGAUACUUGUCAUACAUUUCUAUGGAGGAAUUACUGGAUCCAGCGAAAGGCUACGUCAACCCUACUGAUUUCUCCCUAAAGCUGCAAAUUCAGUUGGCUGUUGAACUUUCAUCUGAAUUCGACUGA
Molecule: messenger RNA, 1092 nt
Organism: Paramacrobiotus metropolitanus
Lineage: Eukaryota; Metazoa; Tardigrada; Eutardigrada; Parachela; Macrobiotidae
Product: BTB/POZ domain-containing protein 6-B-like
Exons: 8
Coding region: 1-1092 (363 amino acids)
Molecular function (GO): protein binding
Source: RefSeq, a predicted model, not a curated record